Symbiodinium sp. CCMP2456 is the source of this 1464-nucleotide messenger RNA. Lineage: Eukaryota; Dinophyceae; Suessiales; Symbiodiniaceae. The record is from the annotation of a GenBank genome assembly.
AUGACCAUUGUCGUGGAGGUCGCGCUCGCAAGUGGCAGAACGGUUUCAUUGGAGGUGGGUUUGGACGAUGCUGUGGAGUUAUUGGGGCUUCGGGCACAGACUGCUCUGGCCGUUGGAAGGGGUCGGCUAGUGGAUUCCUGCGGAUGUGUCCUGGACCGAGCAUCCACUGUCAAGGCGGCUAAUGUGCAGGACGGUGAUUUGUUGAUGUUGCAGAUCAGCCAGGUUCGCGUUUGCGCAGGUGUCCACGCCUUUGCAGCGAUCAUGGGCGAUGGCUCUGUUGUAUCUUGGGGAGACCGUCGCUACGGCGGUGACAGCAGGAAGGUACAGGAUCAGCUGAAGAAUGUGCAGCAGAUUAAAUCAUCAGAUUUGGCCUUUGCGGCAAUUCUUGCCGACGGGUGUGUGGUUAGCUGGGGCGACGUUCGCAGCGGUGGGGACAGUAGCGCUGUUCACCAUCAGCUCAAAGACGUCCAGCAGAUUCAAGCCUCACGUGCGGCUUUCGCGGCCAUUCUGAGGGACGGAUCUGUGGUUACCUGGGGCGACCGUCUUUGCGGUGGCGACAGCGAGACAGUACGAGACCGGCUGCACCAUGUGUGGCAGAUUCAGUCCACAUGUGAUGCUUUUGCUGCCAUCCUUCGUGAUGGAUCCGUCGUGACGUGGGGCGAUCCUGACAGCGGCGGUGACAGUAGCUCUAUCCAAGAUGUAUUGAGAAACGUGCAACAGAUCCAGGCGACAGAGAACGCCUUUGCUGCUAUCCUACAUGAAGGAUCUGUUGUGACUUGGGGCGCUGCUGACAGCGGUGGUGACAGCAGCUCUGUGCAGGAUCUCCUAAGGAACGUGCAGCACGUGCAGGCCGCAGGCGACGCCUUUGCUGCGCUUCUUCAUAGCGGAGCUGUCGUGACCUGGGGCGAUGCCCACGGUGGCGGUGACAGCAGCUCCGUCCAAGAUCAGCUGAGGCAUGUGCAGCAGAUCCAGUCCACAGGUGACGCUUUUGCCGCCAUCCUUCAUGAUGGAUCUGUUGUAACAUGGGGCGAUGCCCAGUCAGGGGGUGAUUGUGUGGCAGUGCAAGAGCAGCUGAAGAACGUAUGGCAGAUUCAAUCCUCGAGCGAUGCUUUUGCCGCUGUCCUUUGUGACGGCUCCGUCGUGACUUGGGGCGAUUCGAGAAAUGGUGGCGAUAGUCUUGCUCUACAAGAGCAGCUGAAAAGAGUGCAGCAUAUCCAAGCCUCAUGUGAUGCUUUCGCUGCCACGCUUGACGACGGAUCCGUCCUAUCCUGGGGCAAUGCUCGUUUCGGUGCCGACAGCAGGCCUGUUCACGACCAGCUGAAGAACGUUCUGCACAUCCAAUCGACCGAUUCGGCCUUUGCGGCCGUUCUUGCCGACGCAUCUGUCGUGACCUGGGGCGAUGCUCGCUGUGGUGGUGACAGCAGUGCAGUUAAAGAGCAGCUGAAAGUCAAGGGUGCAAGGUGA